AUGAAUGAUUUGACCUUAAAUUUAUCGCCAAAAAAAAUUUACGGUUACUUUGAACUUGUUGUUCAUUCUGCACUGAUAGUUGUUUUUCCAAAUGCAGUAAGAAAAGGAUGUCGUUUUCACUUAGGACAGAGUAUAUGGAGAAAAUUCCGAUCAGUAGAUUUAUGUACACAUUUUAAAAAGAAAACAGAAAUAGGAAUGUUUUUAACAUUUUUUGGACUGUUAUUUUUAAAUCCAAAUGAUGUAGAAGACUGUUUUACAAGCGACCUGAUUGCAUUUCAACCCAACGAUGAUCGCAUACAUGUGUUAUGCGAUUAUUUCUUAGAAACUUAUGUAAUAGCCUGUAAACAGUUCGUUUCUACCAUCUAUUUGGGCUGA
This is a messenger RNA of Cinara cedri, 375 nucleotides long. Lineage: Eukaryota; Metazoa; Arthropoda; Insecta; Hemiptera; Aphididae. The record is from the annotation of a GenBank genome assembly.